Messenger RNA from Klebsormidium nitens, 2823 nucleotides. NCBI's taxonomy places the organism in Eukaryota, Viridiplantae, Streptophyta, Klebsormidiophyceae, Klebsormidiales, Klebsormidiaceae. The record is from the annotation of a GenBank genome assembly.
AUGACCGAUUCCAAAUCUGCCGACUUUCCGCAGCGCGAUCCACGCGUAGCAAGGCCCAACCGGACCUCGGUGGGUUCAGCCGAGGUCUGGUUCCAGCGCAAGACACCAGAAGCCUGGGCAUGGAGGCAACUGAAAGAGUUGCGGGGUGAAGAAAUUCGCAACUUGCAAGUGAAGGCAGAGGAGGAACGGCCGGGCGGGCGCCGCAAGACAACUGCAGCGCAAGCAGCAGUGAACAGGGGGCGAAAAGUAGGAGAAAUAGCAAGGUCCAGUGCACAAGUGGAGGGGCAACCUCACACAGGGAAUGGCGAAGCGUCCGACGUAGAGGAUUGCCGAACCAUCGUCGACCAAGCUAUGAUGUAUCUUGAUGGCCUCGGAUCAGAAGAGUGCACUCUGUACAACGUCGGCGAGCAUGGAUCCGCAAGUACGGUCUACCUGGCUAGUACUUGGAAUCACAAUUCCGCUAAGCCCAAACCUCUCGGGCGCCCUAGCAAAGUGCGCGCGUUGCUUGAGAUGGUGCAUCGGGACACCAUGGGAAACUUGAGCUGCACCUGCGACCGGGGCCGGUUGUACUCUCAGGCGCCGUGCGUGCACAAGCUUGCGCUACAGGCGUUGGAGCUGCCAGGGCUAGCCAGCGCCAAAUCGCUGCAAAAGGGGUCAAGAGUGGUGGAGAUAGCAUGCGACAGGACCGGGGAGCGGGUUUUUGGGGUGUACUGGAACGCUGGUUCGCCCUCACCUCAGCGGACCAUGGUCCACUAUGGAGAGGGGCCGCAGAUGGGCUGGUAUUGUGAGGGGAGGAAGAGCGGAUGCAGCAAGACGGCUGACUGUUCGCACAUCCAAAGGGUGAAGCGAGCUUUGAGCGAAUCGAGCGGUGUGGAAAAGCUCAGCAGGAGUUCGUUUUCAGAGGAGCAGCUCGAGCUCGCAAAAACGUCUUUGAAGGACGGUCUAGGGGAUAGCCGGGGCGGUGACUGCGUGGCGCAGAGCGGGCAGUGUGCGCCAGACGCCGACGUGGACGGGUACCUUGCGGAGCUGGUCGUUGGCAGUCAUGAGAGGGCCGCAUGCGAAGGGCCAAGUUGCUUCUGCAAGCAGCAUCCGAGGGUGUUCGGCGGCGCUGAUGUGGACGAGGAACCCUGUGCAGCGAGGUGCUGCGCGUCUGCUCAAACGAACGGAAAGCGAGCUCGAUCGGAGCAAGGAGAAAGCUCCAGUGGCGUUGGGGAAGCGAGCGCGAGAUCGGGCAAACGGAGAACCAAAUCAUUUUGGACGGCAAAAGGCACAGAGAUGGGGGGGUCGAACGCUGCAACGGGCAGCGUGGAGGAGGCUGAUUUAGAAACAGCCGAGGAGAGGGGGCGGGGAACGGAGAGCGCCCCCCAGGUCGAUGAUCGGAACGCGUUCUCGAUUCCGGUGUGUAGCCUCUGCGUGUGCCCCUCGAACGUGUGCACGCAUGGUGCCUCACGCGGUGCUGCGACGGUGUUGCCCAUGGAAGCUGAGGGCGUGCAGCUGGAAGUGCCCAAGCUCGUUCGGCCGACGGACUCCUGGCAGGUCCACGACCCCGAGGUGUCGCUGCUGCGAAGGCCCGUUCGAGUCAGCGAGCUCACGGCCCGGGAUUUCGAGGAGCUGAGCACUGCGGAGAGUCUCUCCGCCCCGUGCCCUCGAGCACCACCUCCUUGCCGCACCAGAUGGUUGGGAUUGUGGCAGAGUGCCCACGUAUACGACUUGUAUUGGUCGCAAGAGAAGUCAGGAGCUGCUUUCAGCUCGCUCGUCGCAGCAGGAAAUGAUGUGCGGCGCCAAUACAACCCCGAUGCGACGCUCUUGUCGGAGGAGUGUUGGCGUAAGGCGAGCCUUGGCUUCUUCAAGCUGUGCGGGCGGCAGAUCAUGGAGUGCUGCAGCCUCUGCGGACCACAUCCUCAGGUCCUUCUGUGCGACGGCAUCGCGGGGCUUGCUUGCGCUGACGGCACGCGUCAGAAGGAUGGGCUCGCUGGAACAGAUGCCGCCUUGCUUCGGCCCUUCACGGCGCCUAGUCGGGGCUCUGAUGGAGUCAACGUGCGAAAAGGAAUGGAGGCCGGAAGCAAUUACCUGGCGGCGUCUCUUGCGGGAGGGGGCCUGAAAAAGCGUCUCCUGCAUCAACCCGAGCUCCGGACGCUUCUAGCGCGGUUCAGCGGACACCAUGCUGCUGACCCGGAGCUGGGGAAGGCGCUAAGUACACGAGAGUACGAGGAGCUCCUGGUCGCGCUUGCCAGGGACGAUGUGCAAGUCGUCACAGACUUUGUCCAGGAUCCAGAUGAUGCCGAUGCAGAUCCGGUGCUCUUGCACUGGCGCCGACAGAUCCCGGCUCAUCAGGUCGGCCAGAUCCGAUCGAAGAACAAAGCGGUGCUCGAGCUGCUCGUCGGCAUCAAGGGAGAGGCGAGGCAAGACGACCCCGGCCAAUGGCCCCCCCGCUGCCCUCACAGAUGGGCGGAAGUGCUCUACACCCUUGGCGCGCCGUUCUCGGUCUCGGACGACUCAAAUCUCAUCCAGCAUGGAAAGGCCUUGGGGGUGGUCCGUAAGCUGCUCCUCGGAGGAGCCGCGAACGACGACGACAGGGUCGUGCUGUCCGAGCAUUCCCCAAUCCUGCGCCGGCUGCUAGAUCACUACGGCGACCGCUUCCACCGUUUUUUCCAUCCCGCGCUACAUCACCUGUACCGGUUGACGCUAUUUGCGCGGGGAGCGAUGGGGCUCGGGGUUAGGCGGGCGGGGUGGGCGUUGUCGGCCAUCGAAGGCCUCGAUGUCUGCGUCUGGCUGGAGCGGGAGCCAAAACCCCUGAGCUUCGAACAGCAGCAAGCCUUCGAA